Spirodela intermedia is the source of this 2609-nucleotide messenger RNA. NCBI's taxonomy places the organism in Eukaryota, Viridiplantae, Streptophyta, Magnoliopsida, Alismatales, Araceae. The record is from the annotation of a GenBank genome assembly.
AUGAACGAGGCGGACGCGACGAGGGUGGCCAAGGAGGAGGGGUGCUGGCUGCGGAGCUCUAUCAGGACGAUCACGUACGCCGCCUUCGCCGCCGGGAUGCUCAUCCUCAUCCUCGCCUCCAGGUUCCUCCACCUGGGCCUCCGGCGCCUCCGCCAGCCGCGGAUCGUCUCCGAGUUCAUCGUGCGUUCUUCUUCUUCUUCUUCUUCUUCUUCCUCUCCGCGGCGGGGGCGCUCACUUAUCCGCGGCGGCGCAGGUGGGUCUGGUCGUGGGGAACUCUAGGAUCCUGAGGAUGAUCCUAGACAGUCACGCGCCGAGCACUCUUGAGGCCUUCGCCCAGAUAACAAGAGCGUCCUACAUGUUCGUCAACGGGCUGGAGAUGGACGCCGGCAACAUCCUCCGCCGGCCGGGGCGCGACGCCAUCGUCGCCUACGCCGGCACCGCCGCGGGGGUCGUCUUCUUCCUCGCCAUGCACCGCCCACUCUUCCACAGGGAGAUGCUCUCCAUGGUCCAGAUGGAGAACGGCGCCGCCGCCCUCAUCGUGGCACUGCUGCUGGCCAACACCUCCUCCUCCGUCCUCACCCGCCUCACCACCGAGCUCAAGAUCAGCAAGUCCGACAUCGGGCGGCUCACGGUCAACGCCGGCAUCCACAACGACAUGGUCACUAGCCUCCUCCUAUGCUUCCUCUCCGCCGCCGCCUACGGCGGCGGGGGAGAGGACGAGAAGAAGGCCGCCCACUUGUUGACGCCCAGCAUGGGACUCGAGUGGGCGGUGGCGCGAGCGCUGCUCGCCGCCGUCGAGCUCGCCGUUCAGGCGUGCCUGAUCCUGAAGGUGGCGCCGCCGCUCAUGGGGUGGGUCAACGAGAGGAAUCCCGAGGGGAAGAGGAUGAAGGGGCUCGACCUGAGCCUCUCGCUACUCUUCCUUGGUGGUCUCUGCUUCCUCUUCAGCCGCCUCUUCUUCGAGCUCUCCGCCACCGCAUUCCUGGUGGGGCUCUUCCUGCCGAGAGAAGGCCGGCUCUCCACCACCCUCAUCAGGAACUUCAACUUCUACCUCAGCGCCGCGGGGCUCCCUCUCUACCUCUGCUCAGCCGGUCUCAAAACCGACCUCCACGCCUGGAGCGGCGUCUCCGUUGGCCGCACCCGCUGGACCUGGGCCUCCUCCUUCUCCAUGCUUGCCGCCCUCUUCGCCGUCUCCACUGCCGGCAAGGUCCUCGGCACGCUCCUCUCCGCCCUUCGCUACGGCUUCCGCUUCCCCGAGGCCCUCGCCCUCGGCCUCCUCCUCAACGUCAAGGGCCACCUCCACAUAUUCUGCACCGUCCUCGCCAGGGAGAAGAAGGUGAUCAACGAGCACGCCGCUCUGGUGAUGCUGCUGCUGGUCAUGAGCACCAUCGUCUUCAUUCCGCUGGUGGUGGCGGCGAUCGUGUGGCGGGCGAGGAGGAAGGGGCGGGGCCGCCGGAUGGCGCUGCAGUGGCACGACCCCGCGGCGGAGCUCCGCGUGGUGGUGGGCAUCCACGGUCCCCACAACGUGCCUGCCAUGAUAGCCCUCGUCGAGGCCACCAGGGGGGGGAAAUCUCAGGGCCCUCUCGCCGUCUACGCCAUGGACCUGGUGGAGCUCACCGAAAGGGCGGGGGCGGCGCUGGUGCGGGGCCAUCAUGGAGCCCUCGACGCCGUCACCGUCAACGACGAGGCCAUCAGGGAGUCGAGCGCCGUCACCACGCGAGCCCUCGAGGCCUACGCCGUCGACAGCGGCCUCACAGUCCGCCGGCUGCUCACCGUCUCCCACUUCUCUAACAUGCACGUCGACAUCUGCAACAGCGCCGAGGACACCCUUGCCGUCCUCGUCGUCCUCCCCUUCCACCGCCGCCAGCGCCUCGACGGCGGCAUGGACCCUGGCCACCCCGGCUUCCGCCAGGUCAACGAGAAGGUACACUUAUCUAUCGGUAUCUAGGCUGCAAUAGGGGUUCAAGCAACGGGGAGUUAUAAUUAAUCCAUGGGUCCCUCUUUUGGCUCUCUCUGUCUCUCUCUAGGUGAUGAAGCAUGCGCCAUGCACUGUGGGGAUACUGGUGGAUAGGGGGCUGGGGGGGCCGCAGGGGGCGUCGGCGUCGUACGCGACGAGGCGCAUAGCAGUGGUAUUCGUCGGCGGGUGCGACGACAGGGAGGCGCUGUUCUACGCCGGCAGGGUGGCGCAGCACCCGGGAGUGCAGGUCACCGCCAUCAGGUUCCUUCACGACGCCGCCGGCGGCGGCGGAGGGCAAGAGGCGGAGACGCGGGUGGACGACGCGUGCUUCGCGGAGUUCUACGAGCGGCACGUCGCCGGCGGCGGCGACGGGGUGGCGUACGUGGAGAAGUACGUGGCGAACGGGGCGGAGACGGUGGCGGCGCUGCGGGCGAUGGAGCCGCUGUACGACCUGUUCGUGGUGGGGAGGGGCGGUGCUCGGAGCGCCGCCAUGACGUCGGGGCUGAGCGACUGGGAGGAGUGCCCCGAGCUGGGGCCCAUCGGGGACAUCCUCUCCUCCUCCGACGCCUCCGCCACCGCCUCCGUCCUCGUCAUCCAGCAGCACGCGACCAAGUGCCCCCUCCCCGCCGCCGACCCAGACUUCGCCGUCAUCUAG